AUGCCAGCUGGUGGCCCAACAUAUCUUCGUAAUACUGCUGAUGAUAAUGAUCAGCAGCAUCAUAUGCGUUUUUUAGAUUACAAAAAACCAUCAUCACCUGCUAUUCCGGAUAAUAUUGAAUAUAAAUUACAUGUAACCGGAUUACGAAAAAAACGACUAUGGAUUUUAUUGUUAGUCUUAGUGGUGCUAACAAUUAUUACACUCAUCUUAUUGGCUCUGAAUAUCUUCAUAAUUCAUUUAUUGGGUAUCUCAACCAGAGGUAUGAAAUAUUUACAAUUCCAUAGACGAUAUCAUCCGGAAACCGAUGAAGAAGAUGUUAUUUUAAAAUUCUCAGCUAAUGAAAUUCAUUUUGAUAAAGUGAUCGCAAAAAGUGGUGUUGUUUAUGGGAGUGCAGGAAAAGAUUUAACAAUUGUUGGUUCACGGGUAAUAAUUAGCGGUAGUAAAUCAACACAAAGUCGUUUGGUAUUACAGGAUGGAAUUUGUCGCUUUGAAAAUAGCAAUCAAUUUAUCAUAAAAAAUGCUCUUCGACCAUACUUCAGUAUUCAAUAUCCGUUGUUUCGUGUGGAUAAAAAGAUUAAGAAGAUAUCUACGUCGCAAAUUAUAACAGAUAAAAUACGUUCACCGAUCAAUGAUAAUUUAUACGUGAAUGUGAUGAAUUUAGGAUUACGUGGUAAUGAGGGAGUACAUUUGGAAGGAAGACGAAUGAAUUUUACUGCUGCAAAUGAUAUUUCAUUUGCAACAACGGCUGAUGGUUCCAUAAAGUUUUCGAUCCGGAAAAUCUAUUUGGGAAAUAGCUUGAAGACGUUAGCGCUCAGUUCAUCUCCUUCAUUAACUGCUUCGAUAGAUGCUUUACGAGUUUGUGUUUGUAUGUCAUCAAAGCCUAAACUAUUUACGGUAGCUGGUAAUAAGCCAUGUUUAGCACCACAAGGAUUUUGUAAGUAA
Molecule: messenger RNA, 942 nt
Organism: Cercopithifilaria johnstoni
Lineage: Eukaryota; Metazoa; Nematoda; Chromadorea; Rhabditida; Onchocercidae
Source: the annotation of a GenBank genome assembly